This is a messenger RNA of Raphanus sativus (radish), 1565 nucleotides long. RefSeq names its product transcription factor TGA7. Gene Ontology annotation, biological process: DNA-templated transcription; regulation of DNA-templated transcription. NCBI's taxonomy places the organism in Eukaryota, Viridiplantae, Streptophyta, Magnoliopsida, Brassicales, Brassicaceae. Gene Ontology annotation, molecular function: DNA-binding transcription factor activity; sequence-specific DNA binding. The coding region runs from base 268 to 1383 and encodes 371 amino acids. The transcript is spliced from 8 exons. The record is from RefSeq and is a predicted model, not a curated record.
AGAAAAGAGAAAAGGCCAAGAAAGAAAAAAAAUCAUUUUUAUCAUCUCUUUCCAUGAUGGAAACGAUUGACCUCUAAGUUUAUUUUACUUCAAGUGUCCAAAGGAACUCCAAGAACUUCUCCUUCCUUUAGAUUUUUCCUGUGGUCGGUCUGAAAAUAUCUCUGUUUAAUCGAUAGAUUACUCAGGAAUGUACUUCGAAGGUUUCUGUCAGUGAGCUAGUGUAACUUUGGUGCAAGCAUUGGAUCUACAAGUGAAGAGAAUCUAGAGAUGAUGAGUUCUACUUCUCCAACUCAUCUUGCAUCGUUGAGAGACAUGGGAAUCUAUGAACCAUUUCAACAAAUGGUCUCUUGGGGGAAUGUUUUCAAAUCUGAUAUCAAUGAUCAUAGUCCAAACACUGCUUCUUCCUCUGUUAUUCAAGUGGAUCACAACAUCAUCAAGGCGAAUUACCCUUCUUCUUCCCAUAACCAGAUCGAAGUAGAACCUUCUAGUAAUGAUCAUCAGGAGGAUGAAGAUGGUGGCAGGAAUCAUGAUAAGAUGAAACGGCGUUUAGCUCAGAACAGAGAAGCUGCUCGCAAAAGUCGCUUGAGAAAGAAGGCUUAUGUUCAACAGUUAGAAGAAAGUCGGUUAAAGUUAUCACAGUUAGAGCAAGAACUCGAAAAGGCUAAGCAGCAGGGAAUGUACUCGUCAGGUUCGAGCUAUGUAGGACCAUCAGGGAGUAUUAACCCUAGUAUUGCUGCAUUUGAGAUGGAAUAUUCACAUUGGCUUGAAGAACAAAGCAGGAGGGUCAGCGAAAUCCGAACCGCGCUUCAAGCUCGUAUAAGCGACAUAGAACUGAGGAUGCUUGUAGAGAGUUGCUUGAACCAUUACGCGAAUCUUUUCAGAAUGAAAUCUGAUGCAGCCAAAGCCGAUGUUUUCUACUUGAUAUCCGGAAUGUGGAGAACUUCUACAGAAAGACUCUUGCAAUGGAUUGGAGGGUUCCGUCCGUCAGACCUUUUAAAUGUUGUGAUGCCGUAUCUUCAGCCAUUAACUGAUCAGCAAAUCUUGGAAGUGAGAAACCUUCAACAAUCAUCACAACAAGCAGAGGAUGCUCUCUCUCAAGGGAUCGAUAAACUUCAGCAAAGUUUAGCUGAAAACAUAGUGAUUGAUGUGGUUAUGGAGUCCAAUGAUUACCCAUCUCACAUGGGUGCAGCUAUUGAGAAUCUUCAAGCACUAGAAGGCUUCGUGAAUCAAGCGGAUCAUUUGAGACAACAAACAUUGCAGCAAAUGGCAAAGAUCUUAACGACAAGACAAUCAGCUCGAGGUUUGCUUUGUCUGGGAGAGUAUCUUCAUAGGCUACGUGCUCUUAGCUCUCUAUGGGCAGCUCGUCCACGGGAACACACAUAAAAAGAAAACACAAGUCUAAAGCUUGGAAUGAUGCUAAGUAGAACGUUAUGAAGUAUCUCGCUCCAUAUAUUUUGAGACAAAGAAGAUGUAGAUUUGAGUGGAAACUUUGCAAUAUAUUAUUAGAUACCAAAAAAAUAAGUGUAUGCUCGUUAGUGUAAUAUUAUUUUAUAUGUUCGAAGUCU